Messenger RNA from Penicillium salamii, 582 nucleotides. Lineage: Eukaryota; Fungi; Ascomycota; Eurotiomycetes; Eurotiales; Aspergillaceae. The record is from the annotation of a GenBank genome assembly.
AUGGAAGGCACUGUCUUUGUGCACCACGGCUCCUCCGAGUCUAUCCCUCCUGCUUCCUCCCCAGGACUUCAGUUUCUCUACAGAUUCAUCCCUGCCCUCGACUCCGUAGGGCAUGAUGAGAACCGGAUAACCCACUUCUUCGCCCCCAACGCCCCAAUUCUCGUCGGCAGCAGCCCGCCAACAGCCGCAAGCCAAGCUGUCUCUCUCAUGGAGGUGCGUAGUCGUCAUCUUUCCAGACUUCAUCAUACUAUCCAUAUCGCCUGGGAUAUAGAUCUUGCUGGCGACAGGAGAUGGGUUCGUACAUCAGACAAUAAUACCACUGCGGACGAAAAUUCGGAUCAAAAUUCGGAAUUCGUUGCAUCGCUGGCCGGCGGUAUACAAAUGAAGCGCACUGUGAUGUUCGAGGCAACCUCUGCAACUACAUUCGAAGCGGACCCAGACCAAUUUGCCGUUCAGGUACGCGAGUUUAAUAUCUUGGACUUGGAAGGUCAUGAUGCGUCCGACCUGCAAAUUGUUGAAAUGCGGAUUUUCUUGGACCAGAGACCCAUUCAGGCCUAUGCCUCGCAGCUACACAUCCAAUAG